AUGAAGCUCACCGUCGCUUCGCUGCUCCUCUCGCUCUCCCUGUUCGGCACCGCCCUCGGCGCGACAACCGAUGACUGGAAGACGCGCACCAUCUACCAGAUCAUCACCGACCGCUUCGCCGUCAAUGGAACGCCCGGCAGCUGCCCCAACGGCAGCCGCGACUACUGCGGCGGCAGCUUCCGUGGCAUCAUGAGCAAGCUUGAUUACAUCCAGGGCAUGGGUUUCGAUGCAGUCUGGAUUUCGCCGAUCGUCAAGAACGUCGAGGGCCAAAGUUACCACGGCUACUGGGCCCAGGAUAUCAACCAGAUCAACCCGCACUUUGGCACGGCCGACGAUCUGAAGGCGCUUUCCGCCGAGCUCCACCGUCGCGGCAUGUAUCUCAUGGUGGACGUCGCGCCGAACCACAACGGGCCUCAGUCGUCCGGCGCCGUCAGCUCGGACUCGUACUAUUCGCUCUACGCUCCAUUCAACCAGAAGGCCUACUAUCAUAACUAUUGCACUAUUAGCAACUACAACGACCAGAACAACGUCGAGCAGUGCUGGCUCGGCAGCACGCCCAGCGACGCGCUCCCGGACCUCAACACCGAAAACUCGUUUGUGACCAGCACCUACUACAGCUGGAUCAGUAACCUCGUCAAGUCGUAUCAGAUCGAUGGUCUGCGUGUGGACACAGUUAAGCAUUGUCCACGGGCCUGGUGGCCAGGCUUCAAGAGCAGCAGCGGUGUCUUCAACAUCGGCGAGGUCUUCUCCGGCGACCCCGCCUAUGUCAAGCCAUAUCAAGACGCAGCGAUGGAUGGGCUUCUGAACUAUCCUGUCUAUUACCCCCUUCAACGGGCGUUCCAGUCCACUAACCGUGGCUUCGGUGAGAUGAAACAGAUGGUCAACACGAUCCGUUCGACUUACCGUGAUCCGCUGGCGAUGGGAACGUUCCUGGAUAACCACGACAAUCCCCGUUUCGCCUCGACGGUCACGGACAAGAUGCUCGUGCGUAACGCCAUGACCUAUAUCCUGGUCGGCGACGGUAUUCCUGUACUUUACUACGGCCAAGAGCAAGAUUACUCGGGCGGCCAGGACCCGUACAACCGCGAGGCGCUGUGGACCUCGGGCUACAACACGAACACGGACAGCUACAAGUACAUCGCUGCCGUGAACAAGCUGCGCAAGUUUGUCAAGAACCGGGCCGACAAGCCGCUCACGACGCAGCUCACCUCGCUGUUCGACAACAGCGGCAGCUGGGCGUUCAACAAGGGCAACAUGCUCGUCGUGCUCAGCUCGGCCGGCCAGAACGGCGGCACGCAGAUUGUCAGCAUCGGCUCCAGCAGCCUGCCCGCCGGACAAAUGACCAACGUCAUCAACUGCGCCACCAUCAACGUCAACAGCGGCGGCAGCGUCACGAUCCAGCUCAACGGAGGCCAGCCGGCCAUCUUCUACCCGUCCAGCAGCCUCGGCGGCUCGGGCAUCUGCGGAAAGUAG
This is a messenger RNA of Pseudozyma flocculosa PF-1, 1473 nucleotides long. RefSeq lists its product as uncharacterized. Gene Ontology annotation, biological process: carbohydrate catabolic process. The transcript has 2 exons. Bases 1 to 1473 code for a protein of 490 amino acids. The record is from RefSeq and is a predicted model, not a curated record. NCBI's taxonomy places the organism in Eukaryota, Fungi, Basidiomycota, Ustilaginomycetes, Ustilaginales, Ustilaginaceae. Gene Ontology annotation, molecular function: alpha-amylase activity; calcium ion binding.